ACAAAAUAAAAACUAAGGUACAUAAUUUCCAUCGACACCGGUUGAGUAAAACAUGGCUGGAGCAGGUGCUGGAUCGAAGAAAUCGGCUUUGUUUAUUUGUCUAGGCAAUAUUUGCCGUUCUCCAAUUGCUGAAGCUGUCUUUUUGGAUCUACUUGAAACGAAAGAACAAAGAGACCAGUGGCAUGUGGACAGUGCUGCCAUAGGGGACUGGCAUGUUGGUGGUCCCCCAGAUAAACGGACGAUGAAAACAUUGAAGAAGAAAGGAGUGACAAACUAUAAACAUGUUGUUCGACAGAUUAAUGUAGAAGAUUUUCAUAAGUUUGAUGUUAUCUUUGGAAUGGAUAAGCAAAAUAUGAGGGACCUUGAGGACAUUCAACCCAAAGGAAGCAAGGCUGUGCUUGAAAUGCUUGGAACAUAUGAUCCCAAUGGCAAAAUUAUUAUUGAUGACCCUUACUAUGGUUCAAGAAUUGAGGAUUUUGAAGAGGUAUAUGACCAGGUAGUGAGAUGUUGUGAAGCAUAUCUCAAGUCACUUGAAGGCAAGACAUCUUGACAGCUGAGUGUUGUCCUUUUCUCAUAUUGUUGUUGCCAAUACACUGAUCUGAAAGCAUGUAUCCUUAUCCUAGAGCCUAGAUAUAGGUGUGAGCUAUCCUUAAUGGAGAGAUGUGGCAGGGACUGUUGUUAUUGUGACCCUUUGUGUUCUUACACUGUUGUUGUUUAAUACUAGGCAAACGAGAUUGAAAAAUCUGUAUCCAAAUCUCCCAAAUGUUGUUGUGGUCUUCAGCAGAUCUAUUAUAACGGAAUACAUGUGUCCAGCACAAAAAGAAUUGAAAAUUCAGGUAGAAAUGGCUAGACACCAUCCGACAGAAGGUUAAUCAGUACUAUUUAUUAUAGUUAACAUGUUUCGGUACACAUAGUAUGCCGUACUUAGAAUAGUAUGACAAUUCAAAAUAGCGGCCUACAGAAAGAAAAGCAGCGCAUAUAGGCAUAUGCGCCGCUUUUCUUGUUUACAAACAUUGUUUACAAAUUGACGUCAUAGAUAGUAAACAGAUAUCCGUGACUGUGGAUAUAAGUGUCAUCCUUAUUAACACCUACACAGAUAUCUGUGUACUAAUAAUGAUGUCAGUUUGAAAACAACUUUGUUGCUGGAAAAAAAGGAAUCAGAUUUGUUCAAUUUGUAUUGAAGGAAAGAAUGAAGGGUUGAGGAUUUUUGAUAGAAUAUUCAGAAUACAGUUUCAAUAAGUACGUGUCCAUUAAACCAAAAAUGAAGUCUCCUAACCUGAAUGAGAAAGAUUUGUUAUGGUUAUGUGUAAUGAGGUCAUCAAAGAAGAUACUAAAUUUUAUAUA
Mizuhopecten yessoensis (Yesso scallop) is the source of this 1344-nucleotide messenger RNA. RefSeq names its product low molecular weight phosphotyrosine protein phosphatase-like. The transcript has 6 exons. Gene Ontology annotation, molecular function: non-membrane spanning protein tyrosine phosphatase activity; acid phosphatase activity. Gene Ontology annotation, cellular component: cytoplasm. The coding region runs from base 53 to 550 and encodes 165 amino acids. Lineage: Eukaryota; Metazoa; Mollusca; Bivalvia; Pectinida; Pectinidae. The record is from RefSeq and is a predicted model, not a curated record. Gene Ontology annotation, biological process: protein dephosphorylation.